Molecule: messenger RNA, 2381 nt
Organism: Trichomycterus rosablanca
Lineage: Eukaryota; Metazoa; Chordata; Actinopteri; Siluriformes; Trichomycteridae
Gene: wdr45
Product: WD repeat domain 45
Exons: 1
Coding region: 102-1178 (358 amino acids)
Biological process (GO): protein lipidation; nucleophagy; protein localization to phagophore assembly site
Cellular component (GO): cytosol; extrinsic component of membrane; phagophore assembly site membrane
Molecular function (GO): phosphatidylinositol-3-phosphate binding; protein binding; phosphatidylinositol-3,5-bisphosphate binding
Source: RefSeq, a predicted model, not a curated record
AUGUGCUUGUUUACGUCGUGUAAAAUAAGUAAACACGCCGUUAUCGGCACUACGUUAUUAUUACAUUUUGUUUAUACAGGUAUAAGAAGCCAGUUUUAAUCAUGUCCGGGCAGCGGGGAGUGAACAGCCUGCAGUUUAACCAGGAACAGAGCUGUUUUUGUUGUGCUAUGGAGACUGGAGUCCGUAUUUACAACGUGGAACCCUUGAUGGAAAAAGGGCACCUCGACCACGACCAGGUUGGCAGCAUUCAGCACUGCACCAUGCUCCAUCGUUCAAACCUGCUGGCUGUUGUGGGUGGUGGUGUUAACCCCAAAUUCUCAGAGAUCUCUGUGUUAGUUUGGGAUGAUGCCCGAGAGGUGAGAGACAACAAGGACAAACUGGUGCUGGAGUUUACCUUCACUAAACCAGUGCUCACAGUGCGAAUGAGGCAUGACAAAAUCAUCAUAGUCCUGAAGAACAGGAUCUACGUGUACAGCUUCCCAGACAACCCUGUCAAACUGUUCGAAUUUGACACUCGAGAUAACCCAAAAGGUCUGUGUGACUUGUGUCCCAGCAUGGAAAAGCAGUUACUGGUUUUCCCUGGACACAAAUGUGGAAGCCUACAGCUGGUGGACCUUUCCAACACCAAACCUGGAUCAUCUUCAGCGCCCUUUACGAUCAAUGCCCAUCAGAGCGAAAUAGCCUGCUUGGCUCUGAACCAGCCCGGCAGCGUGGUGGCAUCUGCGUCCCAGAAGGGCACCCUGAUCCGCCUGUUUGACACCACAACCCGGGACAAACUGGUGGAGCUGCGCAGAGGAACCGAUCCUGCCACUUUAUACUGCAUCAACUUCAGCCACGACUCGUCCUUCCUGUGCGCUUCCAGUGAUAAGGGCACCGUUCACAUAUUUGCCCUCAAGGAUACCAAGCUGAACCGACGCUCUGCCCUGGCACGGGUGGGAAAAGUCGGGCCGGUCAUCGGGCAGUACGUGGACAGUCAGUGGUCUCUGGCUAGUUUUACUGUGCCUGCUGAAUGUGCCUGCAUCUGUGCAUUUGGGAAGAACACCUCCAAGAAUGUCAACUCUGUCAUUGCCAUAUGUGUCGAUGGGACAUUUCAUAAGUAUGUCUUCACCCCUGAUGGAAACUGUAAUCGAGAAGCUUUCGAUGUGUAUCUUGAUAUCUGCGACGAUGACGACUUCUAAAAAUCAAGCUGAGAAUAUAAUUCAUUGUGUUUUGAGAUUGUACUGAUAGAUUUGUGUAACUGUUUGAAGGAAAUGUUAUUGAUUUUUUUAAGAAAUCUGUUUUGUUAAGAAACAAAUCAAAUGUCAGCCUUCACCUUCGCAUAAUCUACAAAGCUACACAAACACACUCGUAUCCUUGAAUUACUUUCUUGUGCUGAUUAGUUGAUUUGGGUUCGAUUCCCAGGUGGAACGGGAGCUCCGGUUUCCUCCCAAAGUCCAAAGACGUGCAGGUGAGGUGAACUGGAGAUACAAAAUUGUCCAUGACUGUGUUUGAUAUUAAAGACUUGAACUGAUUAAUCUUGUGUAAGCAGUAACCAAAGUGUGUAAAACAUGACGUUAAAAUCCUUAUAAAUAAAUAAAUACUUAACAGAGAAUAAGUCAACACAAAAUUCACUUCUCUUUCUGUUACAAAUAUGUUAUUAUCAGAUCCUGAAAUGUGAAUCCCUGGAGCUGUGUGGCACCGACACUACCUGCUACUCCCUUGUUCACUAUCUUUUUUAAACUGUUGUCAGUAUUUCAGAGAGAAAUGAAUAAAUACACACAGGAUGCACGUCAUGUCAUGUCACUACACCCCACAGAUGGCUCAGCUUUCUGUCUGGUAAAAAUGCAGUCCAUGUUGUGAUGAUGUUGUCUAUAUAGCUUAUUCUUGAUCUUCAUCUUCUUCUGAGUCCUUCUACAAGUCCUAUCAUAACACCGCCAGACUGCAGAUUGUUGAUGUAAAUCGAUGAUGUAAAAAUAGGUUGAAUAAUGCAGCUGUGUGUGAAAAAAACUAAUGUGUUCAUUAGGGCCAGUGAUAGCUCAGUGGUUAAGGUACUGGGCUAGUAAACAGAAGGUUGCUGGUUCAAGCCCCGCCACCACCAAGUUGCCACUGUUGGGUCCCUGAGCAAGGCCCUUAACCCUCAAUUGCUCAUCGUGUUCCGCUCAUUGUGUAAGUCGCUUUGGAUAAAAGCGUCUGCUAAAUGCUGAAAAUGUAAAUGUUCAUUGUAUAAUUAUAAUUUCUGAAUAUUACUUAACUCAUGCUCUUUGUAACUAAUAAAAUAUUGUAGUGAUUUAACAGUUUAUACUUAUAUACCCGUUUUUUGGUGAGGAAGGGAACAGAGGGACCCAAACUGUUACCUUGUGCUAAAUGUAUAUUUGCCCACACAUUAAAAAGAUUCACAAUCA